This is a messenger RNA of Lasiosphaeria miniovina, 3003 nucleotides long. RefSeq names its product glycosyltransferase family 22 protein. The record is from RefSeq and is a predicted model, not a curated record. Gene Ontology annotation, molecular function: alpha-1,2-mannosyltransferase activity. Lineage: Eukaryota; Fungi; Ascomycota; Sordariomycetes; Sordariales; Lasiosphaeriaceae. The transcript is spliced from 4 exons. Gene Ontology annotation, cellular component: endoplasmic reticulum membrane. Bases 448 to 2562 code for a protein of 704 amino acids. Gene Ontology annotation, biological process: GPI anchor biosynthetic process.
AGUGGGUACAUAGUAGUGGGUGAGGCCGAUUGCGGCGGACUGGACCCCGUUGCACUUGCAGUCAAUGCAGUUGCAGCAGUGGCCAUGGCAUCUUUGCAUGCACAAUGUCGUUUUGGUGCCAGCCAAUCACGAGCCUAACGAUUACCCUGCAGCAUAGGGCUGGGGGCCAGCCAAUGGGGAGCGGGGACUGCUUCAAGUUGGGGUCUGUUGAAAUGGAAAUACGAAUUACCAUGGCCACGACGUCAACGACACUCCCGUCACAACCGAACGCCCAUGCAAGCUUGGGUUGAAACAACAAGGUGAAGUAAAGUGUAGUGGAACAAACAGUUUGGCAGAUGAGGUCAACUGUGCAACUGUACCUUGCUUGCUGUGCCAGACAAGAUCUAUGACGGAAUAGCUUACCCUAGGUGCCUUGAUUGCUAGGCGAGCCAAGGAAGGCUGGCAGCUAUGGACAAGCCGGAAAACCAAACAGGCCCAUCGGCUCAAAAAGGGGUUCGUGAUGUACCACCGCCACCACCACCAUCACCGGUUCGGCAUCCCGAAGUCAUCUCGGCCCUGUCCCGAGACGUGCUGCACCUGCUGCUCGCCUUCCGCUUCAUCAACGCGCUCUGCGUGCGCACCUUUUUCCAGCCCGACGAGUACUUCCAGGUGCUGGAGCCGGCAUGGCGCCUGGCCUUUGGAAGCGAGAGCGGUGCCUGGCUGACCUGGGAAUGGCAGCACCAGCUGAGGUCGUCACUGCACCCCGUCCUGUUUGCCGCCGUCUACAGGGCCGCAGACGCCCUCAUGGCAUAUAUGAGUCUGUUCCCCCCUUUCCGCGCCAUGAUGCUGGUCGCCCUACCCGGCGUCGUCCAGUCAGUCAUCGCCGCCUUAGGUGACUACUACACCUGGAAGCUGGCCACCGCCAUCUUUGGCCGCGAGAGCAAUGCCCCGUGGGCUGCCCUCUGGAUGACCGUCUUCAAUCCGUGGCAGUGGUAUUGCUCCACGAGGACCUUCUCCAACUCGCUCGAGACUACCCUGACCAUAGCCGCCCUCACCCACUGGCCAUGGGAGCUUCUUGGCGACGCAAAGACCACCAAGGAUGUCCCGCUGCAACUGAGGAGCCGAGUUAACAGUCUCCGCGUGUCGCUGCUUCUUGCUGCCGUGGCUGUGAUACUUCGGCCAACAAACAUAUUCAUCUGGCUUAGCAUCAUCGGCUCCACCCUCACUCGACCGACACUGGCCGGCCAAUCUCCACUCCAAAGGGCAUCCUUAGUUGUUCUUUUCCGAGAAAUCCUUGUCUGCGGCACCGCCGUCCUGGCCCUGUCUGUGCUAUCUGACCGCCUGUAUUUCGGUUUCUGGGCCUUCCCCCCCUACAAGUGGCUCUACUUCAAUGUCUCGCAGUCCCUUGCCGUCUUCUACGGCCAAAUGCCCUGGCACUACUACCUCGUCCAGGGCAUCCCACUUCUCACAACCACCUUCCUCCCCUUUGCUCUGAUCGGUCUGUACAAGGCCGCCCUGUCCUCCAAGAACCUCGCCAUGCUCCAGUCCAACAUCCUCAGCACGCUUUCCCUUUCCGCCCUAGCCAUGAUGGCCGUGCUGUCCGUCAUCUCGCACAAGGAAGUCCGCUUCAUCUACCCGCUGCUACCCAUCCUACACAUUGUUGCCGCCCCAUACAUCACGUCCUUCUUCACGGUCAGACCCACCGCCCCUGUCGACGCUGACAGUGGCGCGACACAGCCGCCGCCGCCCACCACAUCCCCACGGCCCGUGAAGCUCCGCCGCACCUUUCAGCUUGCAAACAUACUUUCCAUCAACCUGCUGCUGGCAGGUUAUCUGUCCUUGUUCCACCAAGCGGCCCCCAUCUCGGUCAUGAACUUCCUCCGCGCCGAGUUUGAGCGCAUUCACCCAGACUAUCUUGCCCUGGGCCAUGAAGCCGCCAACCUGUCGUCACUUGCAUCCACGCCAACAAACCCUGGGACAAGCAUUAACGGCGACCACGGCGGGCACCUCGAGCUGUUUGUCCUAUUUCUCACGCCCUGCCACUCCACGCCCUGGCGCUCGCACCUCGUCUACCCGGCCCUGCGCGCGCGCUCUCUGACGUGCGAGCCGCCGCUGCACACGGCGCCGGACAGCGCCGAGCGCGACGACUACCUAGACGAGGCGGACCGCUUCUACGCCAAGGACGAUCACGGAUGCUACAGUGACUACGGCUCUCAGUUCCUGGCCAACGAAAUGUUCCCCUCGGUGAGCGAGGGCAACGAUGGCGAGGACGACAGCGGGGAAAAGAAGACGCCCCAGCACCGCGGCGGCGAAAUCCCCCGCUACAUUGUCGGCUUUGAGGGCAUCGAGAGUACGUUGCGCGACUUCUUCGGCGAUGGCAUGCUACACGCCAUGGGAGGGACACUGAAGCACAUCAAGUGGUUCGAUAACGGCGCCUUCAACGAGGACUGGCGCCGCCGCGGCCGGCUCUCCGUCUGGAGCACCGGCGUCCACCCGGGCUCGGCUAGAGGAGUGCAUAUGAUGACAUGGGCCCACCCCAGGAAAGAUCCAGCGCUGGCAUCAACUGAAACAAAUCAAAUCUGAGACUAUAUUUGGUUGAGUUUGACCCCAAACAUGGGACAUUUGGUUGACCGGUAGGCCAGUAUUUGACUGUUUUGAGUUGGAUAUAUUUGAGUUGGUGCCGGCGCUGGUUCAGAGAUCUAGAGGACGAGUCGAAGGGCGAGCUAAAGCUGGAGGACGAGCUAAAGCUGAAGGACGAGCUAAAGCUGAAGGACGAGCUAAAGCCGAAGGACGAGCUGUAAAUAGAGAGGGACAGCGUAUGUUCUUUGUUUUUAUAUGUGUUUGAUUGUAUGAUAACCAAGUGUUGCGAGCGAGGCCGAGUAUCGUUUACUUGUUGUAACAAGGCGGUUGCGGCCGAAAAGCUACUGUAUAUACAUACUUCAUAUCUCUGUUGUGGUAAAUCUAACACCGUAGGAGGCUAAAAAUAGAAGAAAAAAACAAACUGAUACCCAUGGUCAAGAACCA